AUGCCUAAAAAUUUAAAGCAAACAAAAAAUAAACGUAUUAAACCUUUUAUUAUUGGUUCAAAUAACGAUUCCAUGUUGAAUAUAGAAACCAGUUCCAAUAUUGUUCUUAAGCCGAGAUUCCCUCCUAAUUUGACAACAGACGAACUCAUUAAGAAUGCUAUUAAAUCCAACGCAUCAAACAACAGUAAGGUUAAAACGCUCCCAAACGCUUUUAUCGCUUACAGAAUGGAAUUACAAAAGGAAUAUUAUAAGAAUACCAUUAAAUUACCUCAAUGGGAAGCUAGAUCUUUGUAUGAACAAAACACUUUUCAAAUCAUAUUUGAUAAACAUAUGAAUGAAGUUGAAAAUGACCAAGGAAACGGGCAGGUUACACCUUUGCAUGCGACAGGUGAAAUAUUUGCAGCAGAUUUGGGUUAUGCCAAUAGUACCAAAACUAAAGAUGUUGAGACUAUGAUCGAUGCGCAAAAUUCGUCAAAUGGAUUUCUUAAGAUUGUGGAUUCUACUGUCGAUGCUAUGGAUUCUUGUUUUAAUAAUGGUUCGACUAGCAUUUCUCAAGUUGAAACUUAUCCCGAUCAUAACUUUUUAGAAGAUCCUAACGAUCAUGAGUAUAAGCAAAUGCUGGCAUGGAAUAACAUUGCAAAAGCUCCUUACGCCAAAACCGAGUGGUUAUUACAUCAUUUCGGAAAAACCCAUGUAUUUCUCGGAAUUAGGUUUGGCACAACUUUUAUAAAUGAGAACGUUUGUCAAACCUUAAUAUAUAGUAUUAACGCAUUAUGGAAGACAAGAUCCAGCAUUGACCGAAAUGAAACUCGAAUACAACGUAAUACAGUCAGGGAGAUUACCGUUUAUGGUUAUUACCAAAUACUGUUAAUGAUCGACGUUCCAGAACGAUCGACAAAC
Messenger RNA from Funneliformis caledonium, 900 nucleotides. NCBI's taxonomy places the organism in Eukaryota, Fungi, Glomeromycota, Glomeromycetes, Glomerales, Glomeraceae. The record is from the annotation of a GenBank genome assembly.